CGUGACAAUAUCGCUUGAAAUCGUAACCGAUUCUAUGCGUCGUGCAGAAUAACUAGUUUUCCGAACGAUCCAGAACGAUGCUACACAUCCAGGACUUCAGAAUAUGUUUUGGAAUAAUUUCCAGACUUUAUGACAAUAAAGUAAUCAAAAUCAAAAAGUUCCGGUGCAAGCUUCGUGUUAAAAACAAUUAGUUGGCUUAUAUGUAAUGUUACAAGAUGAGUAAUAACAAGACAACACUUAGCAAACUUCGCGUUGAAAACAAUUUCCUCUCGAUUCAACUGGACCAUCACUAAUCAUCAGCUGAUUUCGGUUAACGAAAUCGGAAACCGGCUUUUAGCUGAACUAUAGAACUGAAACAAGUUUGCUCUGAUAAAAAUAAACUCCAAUUAACGCAUUGCACUUCAUCCAAGCUGAAGUUCGUUUUAGUUGUAAAAAUGCAGGCGAUGCUAGUUUUGGCCUUGCUGCUGCUGACCGGAGUGUUCGGGAAGGAUCUUCAGGAGUGCGAGGAUCUGGGAAACGGGAGCCAUCUGUGCCGGGAAAUCGAGAGCUUCGAGCAACUGAAUCGCUAUGUCGGUGACACCUGGCGAAGUGUGAAGGUGGUCAAUGAGCACACAGGAAUCGAAAGAGCAGAAGACGGGGCACUGCCUGGUCUCUCUAGACUUUUGCAAUUGGAUCUAUCUGAAUCCGGUGGUGUGACCCUGGGCGAAUGCGGACUACAAGAUUUCAAGGCGCUGCAGAAGCUGAAUCUCACCCACUGUCAGUUGGAGGAGCUGAAGUCAGAGCACUUUCCCAACCCAUCCGAAAUGAUCAAUUUCGAUGUGAGCUACAACGACAUAUUGGCUAUUACCGCCAAACUGAUGAGUGGUUUCGCCAACUUGGAGUACGCCAACUUUUCUGAGAACCUGAUAGCCAACAUAGAACCCAAUGCUUUUAAGGAUUUGAAAAAGCUGCGAUUUCUCGAUCUAACCACCAACUAUCAGGAAAACAUUACUCUUGGCGAAAAUGCAAACUUGCGUUUCCUGUCCAUAAGUAACAAUAACUUGAGAGACUUUCAAUGGUGCCACUUUCGGGGCUUGCCCAAACUGGAGGAACUGCAUCUUCACAGCAAUUGGCUGGAGCGCCUGGACAUGGGAAUAUUUUAUGCGUUGCCCAAUCUUCGAGUUUUAAAUGUAUCCAACAAUAAUCUAUUUGAGAUCAAGCGAACCCUUUUCAUGGCACCCGGCGAAGUUGCGCCCUUGGAUCUGCUCGACUAUAGCUCGAAUAAUGUUAGAGUCCUGGAGGACUCAGUGUUUUGCAGGCUCAAGCAACUAAGAACCCUCAAUUUGUGGCUGAACCAGAUAAACAGAAUCCAUCCGAGGGCCUUUUUGGGACUGUGUUCACUGCAAACUCUGCACUUGCAGGGUAACAAGAUCUCGGUUCUUCCCGAUGACGUCUUUGCCAAUCUAACAGCUUUGGAGAAGCUGGAUCUCAGCAGGAAUAACAUUAAAAAGCUGGGAUUGCGUGUAUUCGGUGAAAGGAUUCUCCGCAAGCUGACCUACCUGGAUUUGAGCAACAACAACAUUGCGGAUCUGCAUCCUCUGGCACUUUCCUCUCUGCCUUUCAUCAAGGAACUUAGGCUCCGAAGGAAUAGGUUGGUCACUCUGGAUCUUCGCAUGUUUGCACCACUGCGGCAGUUACAAUUGCUCACAAUUAGCGAGAAUCGUCUGGAGGAGAUUGAAGGAGAAAUUCUGGACACUUUGGAUCGCCUCAAUCACCUGGAGCUCAACAACAAUCGUCUCACCUUCCUGCCGGACUUGAAGUCAUUGCAAAAUCUGUUGCAAUUACAACACAUCACUUUGGAGGGAAAUCCUUGGCAGUGCCUGUGUCUGGACGAGAUCACCUCCUGGUUGAAUGGCCACCACGUGUCCUACGCUCGACCCAGCAGUGCCUACUUCAGUGGAAGGAAACCCCUCUGCGUGGUCACGCCCAUGGAUAAAUGUCUGCGCGACCUUCAAGAAACCAGGGCGCAAGGAAUCGUCGAAAGUUAUGAGAAGAUAUAACCUUUUCAGACCUCACCUCCUUCAUAUUUGCUAUGGUAUCUAAUGAAGGAUGAAGGGGAGUUAGAAUUCCAGUUUGAUUUGGGCAUAAAUCUGCCUAACGAGCGUUGUAUUGGUAAUAACUGGCUUCAGAAGAGUUUUAGCAUAUUUUUGCUUUCGAAUCUAUGUCCGAUUUUGUGCAUCAUAUAUCCCAAGUGCAUUCAUAUUCCUGAUUGUAAAACGCACGUGUGUCACCAGUUGAGCAGCAAUAAAUCAA
Drosophila erecta is the source of this 2292-nucleotide messenger RNA. Its product is annotated as insulin-like growth factor-binding protein complex acid labile subunit. The record is from RefSeq and is a predicted model, not a curated record. NCBI's taxonomy places the organism in Eukaryota, Metazoa, Arthropoda, Insecta, Diptera, Drosophilidae. Gene Ontology annotation, molecular function: protein binding. The transcript is spliced from 2 exons. Bases 435 to 2039 code for a protein of 534 amino acids. Gene Ontology annotation, cellular component: plasma membrane.